Messenger RNA from Emiliania huxleyi CCMP1516, 567 nucleotides. RefSeq lists its product as hypothetical. The transcript has 3 exons. Lineage: Eukaryota; Haptophyta; Isochrysidales; Noelaerhabdaceae. The record is from RefSeq and is a predicted model, not a curated record. Bases 1 to 567 code for a protein of 188 amino acids.
AUGGGAAUGUUUGUGGCACUCGGCAGUACGGGCACCCGCGGCACGGCCCCGCUGUCGGCGGCUCUCGCGGGCUGCGGAACCGGCCCCAGAGGGGGACGUGUGGUCCAUAUACUCGCACAACGGAAGCGGCUCAAGGAGAAGGCGAGGAAGGGGCGGCGCGCUGCAGAGGCGGCGGGCGAGCCGGAGGUGGCGCCAUCGCCGGCGCCGCCGCCGGUGUUCAAGACGCUCAGGGAGAAGAAGGCGGCUCAGGCGUCAGCGGAGGGCUGGGCGGCGGAGGUGGCGAGGGCCGAGGAGCUCUACGAGGAGCUGCGCGAGCGCGCGCCCCAGCACUGCCGCCGUGGCGGCAAGUGGGCGCGCGAGAAGUUCGUGAUGGCGGUGCAGGGAGAGUUCCCACGCGCGCGAGGGGCAGGCGUUCCCAAGGGGACGGUCCUGUGCCUCGGCAGGGUGCUCGACGCGCACGAUGAGCAGGAUGACGCGGAGGGUGGGCACCGGGACUGGGAGGAGGACCCGCUCGGGUUCGACACCAACCCGAUGCUGCUCCGCGCCAUGUGCAUGGCGUUCGAGUGA